UGGCAGUUUUAACCUCAAUUUUUCCAGAAAGAAUCGAUCUUCAAGAGGGUAGUUAUCUUUCGUGUUUGUUUGUUCAAUUCUGAUAAAACCACACCUGCUCCUGGAAAUUAUGCCGAAAAAUAAGAAGAAAGCAGAUUCUUCAGACUCUGAUUCUGGCCCAGAAGACAGAGGUCCAGCUAAGAAACAGAAGAAAACUCCAGAAGAGGAAAACUCAUGGGACCUAGGUAAAAACCGUUUCGUUAAACUUUCCGAAUUCAAGGGUAAAUGGUAUGUCAACAUCAGAGAAUUCUACGAAGCUAAUGGAGAGUUGAAACCUGGCAAGAAAGGUAUCAUGCUAACUAUGGAACAAUGGCAAAAGUUUAAAGGAAUUGUUGGGGAUGUUGAUGAGGCCAUCAAGAAGAAUGUUUAAUGUUAUCAAACACUAUGUGAAUUUUAUUCCUUCAACUUGUAAAUAAAUCAGUAACCGAGUUUA
Molecule: messenger RNA, 472 nt
Organism: Harmonia axyridis
Lineage: Eukaryota; Metazoa; Arthropoda; Insecta; Coleoptera; Coccinellidae
Product: RNA polymerase II transcriptional coactivator-like
Exons: 2
Coding region: 110-409 (99 amino acids)
Biological process (GO): positive regulation of transcription initiation by RNA polymerase II
Cellular component (GO): nucleus; transcription regulator complex
Molecular function (GO): transcription coactivator activity; DNA binding
Source: RefSeq, a predicted model, not a curated record